Molecule: messenger RNA, 571 nt
Organism: Ruditapes philippinarum (Manila clam)
Lineage: Eukaryota; Metazoa; Mollusca; Bivalvia; Venerida; Veneridae
Exons: 5
Coding region: 75-554 (159 amino acids)
Source: RefSeq, a predicted model, not a curated record
CGUUUUUUGGAAGUGUUCGGAAUUUCACAGACAGAAUAUCAAAAGUUUAUAAAACGUGGUUUGACGUAAAGGAUAUGGAUUCUAUUAAGCCUUACUUGGCAACAUAUCUUAAUCUUACGGACGUUUGUCAACAUAUUAAUGGUGGUACCCGGGAAAGGCGAAGUGUAACGCAGCGUGAUGUCGAAACGUAUCAAAGAUUUGUUGUAGGACUGGAUGGCAAGUGUUCAGGCAAACAAGCUGACCUGUUUUGUAAUGGUGAAUUACAACCAGGGCGUAGAUACAGGGUGAAAACGUUUGCUUGUACAAUAAACGGGUGCACUGAGACGAGGUAUUCAAAUCCUAUAUCAACAGAUCCAGAUCUUACAGUUGCUGUAGCAUCUGGUAUAUCAUCUGCAGUAGUUGUUCUGGUCGUUGUUGGUGUUGUGAUUUUCCUUCUGAGAAGAAAACAGUUGGCUUGUUUCUUGAAAGAUGAAGGUAGACUGGUUACACAGUCUCCAGAUGAAGGAAUUCAUCUUGAUAAAAUUGAACACACAAAAAAGAACCCUUCCAGGUAGGAAAUAUUUUUUUUUAA